AUGCCGAAGAAUAAAGGAAAGGGAGGAAAAAACAGAAGAAGAGGAAAGAAUGAAAAUGAGUCUGAAAAGAGAGAAUUAAUUUUUAAGGAAGAUGGUCAAGAAUAUGCACAAGUAGUUAAAAUGCUUGGUAAUGGUCGUCUGGAAGCUCAAUGCUUCGAUGGGGAGAAGCGAUUAGCACAUAUCCGCGGAAAACUACGGAAAAAGGGUGAUAUUAUACUUAUUUCACUACGUGACUAUCAAGAUGCCAAAGCUGAUGUCAUUCUAAAAUAUACUACUGAGGAGGCUAGGAAUCUUAAGGCAUACGGCGAAUUACCGGAAAAUGGCAAGCUUAUUUAUGACUUUCUUUUUCUUAUUAGAAAUUCUUUAUUUUAA
Molecule: messenger RNA, 372 nt
Organism: Ambispora gerdemannii
Lineage: Eukaryota; Fungi; Glomeromycota; Glomeromycetes; Archaeosporales; Ambisporaceae
Source: the annotation of a GenBank genome assembly